Messenger RNA from Pogonomyrmex barbatus (red harvester ant), 1290 nucleotides. RefSeq names its product sn-1-specific diacylglycerol lipase ABHD11. Gene Ontology annotation, biological process: lipid metabolic process. Gene Ontology annotation, cellular component: mitochondrion. The record is from RefSeq and is a predicted model, not a curated record. Gene Ontology annotation, molecular function: carboxylic ester hydrolase activity. NCBI's taxonomy places the organism in Eukaryota, Metazoa, Arthropoda, Insecta, Hymenoptera, Formicidae.
AUAAAUAAAUAAAGAUAGGAUGAAUAUGUCGACGAUUAUAUAUGUAAAUUUGGCGAAAGAUGAGAAAAAGUUGUGAGAGAAUAAAUUUCUUAUAAAAAUAUUAAGACACGCGCAUGUUAAGUUAAUUUUGACUAAUAAGAAUUUAUAAAUAGCAAUUAUGCUUGUGAACAGAGACCUCUGUAAUUGUUGGAUAAGAAAUACGGGAGACGCGUGUAUCAAUAUUGGAUUGAUAAUGAUAGGCCGAAAUUUAUCAGUGUUUUUUCCGUGGAGGAAAUCUAUCGGUUUACCUCACGUGGCGAAGAAUCUUCAUUCUUCCUGUCGCCAAUGUUUACGUAGCGAUUUGCUGUUAACUGUACCAAUAAAACUCGCCUAUAUCUCGUAUGAGACGUUGAAGGAGAGCGAGCAAAAUGCAAAAGAACCGAUUAUAAUAAUGCAUGGUCUCUUCGGAUCGAAAAACAAUUGGAACUCGCUGUCGAAAGCGAUUCACUUAAAGACCAAACGCAAGGUCAUAGCAAUAGAUGCUAGGAAUCAUGGCGAUUCUCCGCAUUCAUCCACUAUGUCAUAUAAAGACAUGGCAGGGGAUAUGAUUCAACUUUUGAAUGACCUAGACUUCGAUAGAGCUAUCCUAAUUGGCCACAGUAUGGGUGGUUCGGCUGUUAUGUAUACCGCUUUAAAUUUUCCCCAAUAUGUUGAGAAGCUGACAGUCAUCGACAUGUCUCCUGUGAGAGCUAGUCCCAAUCUUUUGCAGAUGGAAAGGAUUUUCGAGGUCAUGCGUCUGGCGAUAAUGGAUGGAAAUCUUACCUUGUCAAAGGCGCGUAAAAUGGUGGACCAACAACUGGCCAAAUCUAUCGAGUCCGACUCAUUACGUCAGUUCCUAUUGACGAAUUUGGUGGAAGCAGACACGGGAAAGUACAAAUGGCGAAUUAAUUUACCAGUGCUAGAGCAGGCAUUCUCGACUCAGAUAGCUGUAUUUCCUAAUGUAGGCUCCAAAACAUACAUGGGCCCCACGUUGUUUGUUGGUGGCGCUAAUAGUGAUUAUAUUCAAGUAAAAGAUCAUAAUGCAAUCAAGAAACUGUUUCCUAUGGCAGAAUUUCGUUACAUUGAUGGAGCAAGUCACUGGGUUCAUGCGGAUAGGCCUGAGGAGUUCAUCGAACUUGUAACAAAUUUUAUAAACAAUCAGACAUCGUGAUGUUCGUUAAAAUGUAAAGAAAAAAUUGCGAGAUAUCCUUUGUAAAUAUAUACGUGUAUUUUGGAUGAACUUCACAAUAUUACAGAACAAUGUGAAAAGUA